Messenger RNA from Vombatus ursinus (common wombat), 2925 nucleotides. RefSeq names its product ring finger protein 130 (gene RNF130). Bases 16 to 1335 code for a protein of 439 amino acids. NCBI's taxonomy places the organism in Eukaryota, Metazoa, Chordata, Mammalia, Diprotodontia, Vombatidae. The record is from RefSeq and is a predicted model, not a curated record. The transcript is spliced from 9 exons.
CCAAGCCCUCGGAGCAUGGCCGGCCGCUGGAGGGGGGCCCGGCGGCCUGGCCUGGUCCUCCUGGCCGCGCUGCACUGGUGCCUGUGCGCGGCCGGGGCGGACAUCGCGAGCCAGGAGUACUACACGGCGCUCAUCAACGUGACCGUGCAUGAGCCCGGUCGGGGCGGCCCCUGGACCUUCCGCAUCGACCGCGGCCGCUACGGCCUCGACUCCCCCAAGGUGGAGGUCAGGGGCCAGGUCUUGGCUCCCCUGCCGCUGCAUGGAGUUGCAGAUCAUCUGGGCUGUGAUCCCCAAACACGGUUCCAUGUCCCACCUGACAUCAAACAAUGGAUUGCUUUGCUGCAGAGAGGAAAUUGUACAUUUAAAGAGAAAAUAUCACGGGCAGCUUUCCACAAUGCUGUUGCUGUAGUCAUCUAUAACAAUAAAUCUAAUGAAGAGACAGUCACUAUGACUCACCAAGGAACUGGAGAUAUCGUUGCUGUGAUGAUUACAGAAUUGAGGGGUAAGGACAUUUUGAGUUAUCUGGAGAAGAACAUCUCUGUACAAAUGACAAUAGCUGUUGGGACUCGUAUACCAGCAAAGAACUUCAGCCGUGGUUCUCUAGUCUUCGUGUCAAUAUCCUUUAUUGUUUUGAUGAUUAUUUCUUCAGCAUGGCUGAUAUUUUACUUCAUACAGAAGAUUAGGUACACAAAUGCCCGGGACAGGAACCAGCGUCGCCUUGGAGAUGCAGCCAAGAAAGCCAUCAGCAAAUUGACAACAAGAACAGUAAAGAAGGGUGAUAAGGAAACAGACCCAGACUUUGAUCACUGUGCUGUGUGCAUAGAGAGCUACAAGCAAAAUGAUAUCGUCCGAAUUCUGCCCUGCAAGCAUGUUUUUCACAAAUCCUGUGUGGACCCCUGGCUUAGUGAACAUUGUACUUGUCCUAUGUGCAAACUGAACAUUUUGAAGGCUUUGGGAAUUAUGCCAAAUUUGCCAUGUACUGAUAAUGUAGCUUUUGACAUGGAAAGGCUUACCAGAAGCCAAGCUGCUAAUCGAAGAUCAGCACUUGGUGACCUUGCCAGUGACAGCUCCCUUGGCCUUGAGCCACUUCGCACUUCUGGGAUGUCUCAACUUCCUCAGGAUGGGGAGCUCACUCCUCGAACAGGAGAAAUCAACAUUGCAGUAACAAAAGAAUGGUUUAUUAUUGCCAGUUUUGGCCUCCUCAGCGCCUUCACUCUCUGCUACAUGAUCAUCAGAGCCACAGCUAGCUUGAAAGCUAAUGAGUGGGCACUUCUUUCAUCGGAACUCUUUGUCCCCUCGAAGCCUGGUUUACGAGAGCGAAUUCUCCAUGAUUGAGCCUUCCUUGGACAUGUACGAUGACAACAAAACCUGAAGAAACCUUGAUGUUUGGGGUCACUCUUUUGUUGGUUUCUGAUCAUUCUUCUUUUGUAUUCUUCUGUUGGUGUCUUGUCCUGGCGGAGGAGCUGCUGCAUUUCCCACAUGGGGGUUGGGUUUUCAGGCUAAGAUCCAAAGUUCCCCCAAGAUGGGACUACCCUGCAACAAUGCACCAUCGCACAUUGCCCUUCCAAGGUUGGCCAAUCUCACACGAGUAGUGAGCUACAUCUGGAUACAAGAGGCUUAGCCCUGGCUCCCCAGGGUUCAUUGUGUACUGAAGAUGUCUUUUUUUUUUAAUAAGCAUGUACUGCUCUGUGUGAGUGGAGUUUGCCUUUCUAAUCGUCCUUGUGAUCAAGUUCCAUUGUGUGCCCAAGUCUACCAGGUGAUGUUUUUUGGUUUGUUUUUUUUUUCCAGUUAAGAGGAUCAUGAGCUGCCUACCUAGAUCUCUCUCCAUUCUCUCUCUUUCUGUGACAAGCCCUCUUUCUGAAAGGACUGGGGAAAGGGCAUGUACCUUUGUCCUUACCACAUGACUGAGCAGCUGUGCUCCUGCAAAGUGGCCUGUCCUUAGAGCCAUGAUGGGUGGUGGCAGUAGGUGCCAGCAAUGAAGAAUAGAGUCAUCCACAUGUUCAUUUUCCAACUUCCAUUUUUGAGCAUGAAGUGACUUUUACAGUCACUGGAAUGUCACUCCAGCUGUGCCUGCCAGCCCACAUUCUAAGGGAGAUGGGGCAAACAUCCCUGUUCUUUUUUGGUUGGUUCCUAAGUACUCAGAUCUCACACAGGAUGAGUGAUGGUUAGGUGAUUCUUUUCACUGUAGAGUUAAACCAUACCAUUCUCUGGUAUGACAACAAAUGAAUACCACUCCCUGUGGUUUGGUGUAACAACAGUCUCCCUCCUGCCAGUCCUGAUAAUGAGAAUGAAGACAGCAAAAGAGGAUGAACAGGGAAGCUUACAUAUAGACAUACAGAAAGGAGGCAUCUUGUAUUUUGUCCAGCAGGAGAAAAAGGAAAUGCUUUUUUAAAGCAAAAAUAAUAAGGUUAGAGGCAAGAAAGAUAUGUAUGUGGGUAUUUGACACAUAACUGCCAGCAUCCUUUGAUGAGUGAAUCAACCCAACAUAUCUAUGCACCUUUUGCUAUAAUUGUUUAAUCUGCUUCUCCAUUUUAAUCAGAGUUACUGUAUGGGAAGUUACAAAUGCUUUUGUAUCAUUAUGUGAAUGAAAAUUUGAAUCUAUAUACAUCUUGACUUAGUUCUAACAAGGAACCCAAAGAAAGGACUCCUCUGAGAUACUUUUAUGGAAUCUGUAGAGCAUAAAUUGAAGAGGGGUACUUGCUGUUUUUCCAUAUGCAACCAGUCAUUUUUAGCAUGUGUCCUACUUUAUAUAAUGUGUUGAGGCUGUGACUUAAACACAAAUGAAACCCUCGGUUUCAACCAAAACGCUUGGUGAAGUGAAGAGCCUUCCCUGACCUAAUUCCACAAUCUCCUCUCGACAGUUUGAGGCUGGAGCAAGGCAGACUUUUAAGGAAUUAACAGCUUCAUUCUUUUUACCUUGACUAA